AUGAAGUUCCCAGGCGGAUGUUACUGCGGGAAGGUCCGGUAUGAGAUCGACCUAGAGGACAAAGAUCAAGCUAGAACGAGUUUAUGCCAUUGCCGGAACUGCAAGAAAUUCACUGGUGGCCCGUUCGGCAUCACGACCAAGAUUCCAAAGUCAAGCUACAAGGUCACCGCAGGCCAGGAGGUAAUCAAGACCCACGAGGCCGACAAUGGUGCCGGAGUCAUUCUGCAUCGCGAAUUCUGUUCAGAGUGUGGCAGCGGGCUUCUGGAGUAUGGGGCAAACGCGGGAGACAACAUCUACAUCUUCUACGGCACUCUUGACCAUCCCACAGAACUUCCACCAAAGGGCGAGUUCUUCUGCAGCAAGCGGGAUUCGUGGAUGCCCGAAGUCCCUGGUAUCUUCCACAAGCAGAAGAUUCAGGAGUAG
This is a messenger RNA of Capronia coronata CBS 617.96, 423 nucleotides long. RefSeq lists its product as uncharacterized. The transcript has 4 exons. Lineage: Eukaryota; Fungi; Ascomycota; Eurotiomycetes; Chaetothyriales; Herpotrichiellaceae. Gene Ontology annotation, molecular function: carbon-sulfur lyase activity. The record is from RefSeq and is a predicted model, not a curated record. The coding region runs from base 1 to 423 and encodes 140 amino acids.